AUGGUUUCUGCAUCCAAAGCCGCCCGUGACGCAAAGCGCGCCGAAGCCGGCAAGGCUCCCAAGAAGACUCUCGCCCAGAAGAAGGCCGAGAAGUCGGGCACCAGCACCNCUCUGAUUGAUGCUGACGGCCAGGAGCUCGACGCCGACGGCGUCAAGACCAUGGAGAGAAUCAAGAAGCUCGAGCUGCAGGAAGACGACGACGGUAUCUCGGACAGAGUCACAACCGGUGUCCUUGCAUCGCAGGAGGCCAGCAGAGACGUCAAGAUCACCUCGGCCUCGCUCGUCUUCCACGGAAAGGUUCUGUUCAACGACACCACCCUCGAAGUCAACUACGGCCGUCGCUACGGUCUGUUGGGUGAGAACGGUUGCGGAAAGUCGACCCUGCUCAAGGCCAUCAACGCCCGCGAAUUCCCCUUCCCUGACCACAUCGACAUCUACCUUCUCAACGAGGGUGCUCCCCUGACCGACCUUGGUGCCCUCGAGUGGGUCGUCAGACAGGCCGAAGAGGAGCUCGCCCGUCUUGAGAAGUUGGUUGAGACCAUUCUUGAGGAGAACGGCCCCGAGGACCCCAGACUUGAGGAGAUUUACGAGACCCGUGCAUCCCUCAUCUUGACUGGUCUCGGCUUCAACAAGAAGACGAUCCACAAGAAGACCAGAGACAUGUCUGGUGGUUGGCGUAUGCGUGUCGCCUUGGCCAAGGCUCUCUUCGUCAAGCCCUCGCUCCUUUUGCUCGACGACCCCACUGCCCAUUUGGAUCUCGAGGCCUGUGUGUGGCUUGAGGAGUACAUGAAGAAGUGGGACCGCACCCUCAUCCUCGUCUCUCACUCGAUGGAUUUCCUCAACGGUGUCUGCACAACCAUGAUCGACAUGCGUAUGAAGCAGCUCAUGUACUACGGUGGUAACUACGACUCGUACGCCAAGACCAGAACCGAGCAGGAGAUCAACCAGAUGAAGGCAUACGAGAAGCAGCAGGACGAAAUCAAGCACAUCAAGAAGUUCAUCGCUUCCGCCGGUACUUACGCCAACUUGGUGCGUCAGGCCAAGUCGCGCCAGAAGAUUCUCGACAAGAUGGAGGCCGAUGGCUUCAUCCAGCCCGUCCACCAGGACAGAGUCUUCUCCUUCCGCUUCGCCGAUGUCGAGAAGCUCCCUCCCCCAGUUCUGUCGCUCGACGACGUUACCUUCUCCUACUCUGGCAACUCCGAGGACAACCUGUACGAGAACCUCGACUUCGGUGUCGACAUGGACUCGCGUACUGCUCUCGUGGGCCCCAACGGUGUCGGCAAGUCGACUCUUCUCAACAUCUUCACCGGCAAGCUCAGACCUACCUCCGGUGUUGUCUCCCGUCACACCCACUUGAAGCUCGGUGUCUACUCGCAACACUCCGCUGAGCAGCUUAUCCUGACCAAGUCAUCCCUCGACUUCGUCCGCGACAAGUUCCCUCACGUCUCUCAGGACCCCCAGUACUGGAGACAGCAGCUCGGCAAGUACGGUCUCACUGGUGAGGCCCAGACCGCCCUUAUGGGUACCCUUUCCGAAGGACAGAAGAGCAGAAUCGUCUUCGCCCUUUUGGCCAUUGAGUCGCCCAACAUGAUCCUGUUGGACGAGCCUACCAACGGUCUCGAUAUCCCUACCAUCGACUCGCUCGCCGAUGCCAUCAACGCCUUCUCCGGUGGUGUCGUCGUCGUGUCUCACGACUUCAGACUUCUCGACAAGAUUGCCAAGGACAUCAUGGUCUGCGAGCACAAGACCGUCAGACGAUGGGAGGGCAGCAUCGGCGAGUACAAGAACUACUUGCGCAAGAAGAUGUUGGCCAGCAACUCUGUCUAA
This is a messenger RNA of Aureobasidium musti, 1827 nucleotides long. The record is from the annotation of a GenBank genome assembly. NCBI's taxonomy places the organism in Eukaryota, Fungi, Ascomycota, Dothideomycetes, Dothideales, Saccotheciaceae.